Condylostylus longicornis is the source of this 2243-nucleotide messenger RNA. RefSeq lists its product as uncharacterized. The record is from RefSeq and is a predicted model, not a curated record. The transcript is spliced from 4 exons. Gene Ontology annotation, molecular function: protein binding; palmitoyltransferase activity. The coding region runs from base 314 to 1957 and encodes 547 amino acids. Gene Ontology annotation, biological process: protein palmitoylation. Lineage: Eukaryota; Metazoa; Arthropoda; Insecta; Diptera; Dolichopodidae. Gene Ontology annotation, cellular component: Golgi membrane.
AAAAAUUAAUGCAUAGAUGUCACCAAGCAAAACAAUUUUUUGUUCUUGAAUUAAAUUUGAGUAAAAUUAAUACGUAUGACUUGGAGCGUAUUAUCAUAAACUAAUAAGCUGGUAUAAAGGAAAUAACAAAAAUCCAGAAGAAUUAAGAGAUAGUUUAAUCUCUUACAAUAAAACAUUCGAACAUCAUCAAAAAAAAAUUUUCUUAUUUAACGUGGCGUGUGAAAACAGCAUCAGAACGCAGAACAGUAAAGUUCAUCCUAGUCCGGGGGCAGCCCGCAGUGUAUGGGCGCUACCCUUGACUGCUUCGUGUAAUAUGGUGGCUGAAGAAGAGAGCGCCGCGCAUACAGAUGAUCCACAGGACCCUCAUCGUCAUUCACCAACUGAAAAUCAUCCUCACCAUCAUCAAGGUGAUGUGGAUAGCAAUUUAAUAAUUGAAGGAUCUGAGGUAAUGGCAUAUCUUGAAGAUGUUUUUGAUGUUAUAAAGAACGGCGAAGUUAAUGAUUUAGAAAACCUAGUUGAAAAAUUUGGUUUAAGUUGCUUGUCAGCGCGGGAUCGUCAUGGCUACACUCCGGCACAUUGGGUUGCACUUGAUGGUAAUGUGGAAAUGAUGCGUUAUUUAAUUGAAAGAAAUGCGCCAAUUGAUCUGCCGUGUUUGGGUAUUCAAGGACCUAGACCAAUCCAUUGGGCAUGUAGGAAAGGUCAUGCUGCUGUUGUGCAAGUAUUAUUACAAGCUGGUGUUGCGGUCAACGCAGCUGAUUUUAAAGGAUUAACACCACUCAUGACGGCUUGUAUGUAUGGCAGAACUGCAACAGCCGCCUAUCUAUUAGGCAUGGGAGCUCUAAAUCAUUUGACAGAUAUCAAUGGUGACACAGCUUUGCAUUGGGCCGCCUACAAAGGACAUCCAGAUUUAAUGCGAUUACUAAUGUAUAGUGGCGUUGAGCUUCAAAAAACGGACAAUUUUGGAUCAACCCCUUUACACUUAGCGAGCUUAUCCGGUAAUAUAACUUGUGUCCGAUUACUUUGCGAAAAAAGUAAUAUGGACUUGGAACCUCGUGAUAAAAAUGGUAAAACGCCUAUAAUGUUGGCUCAAAGUCAUAGACAUCACGACAUUGUUAAACUACUCUAUAAUGAAGUUAAAAAGAAAUCAAGGUGGUUACCUUCAGUAUCUGAAAUCUGGGGACUUCUGUUUGGUGGAGCCGGAGAUACAAAAGGACCAUUAUUACUAUUUUUAUUUUCUGUUCUUCUCUGGGGUUACCCAAUGUAUAUGAUAAGGUGUAUUCCUAUAACCUGGAACAUACUACGAAGGUCACAUUACUGCUUCAUAUAUUGGAAUGCUGUAAUGUGGAUUAGCUGGAUAAUAGCAAAUCGUAGAGAUCCCGGUUAUAUACCUCUAAAUUCCGAUGCAUAUUAUAGAGCUAUUAAACAAAUACCCUAUUUUGACAAAUGGAAAAAACGUAAUGUUAUAUUAACACGAUUGUGUCAUAGUUGCAGGUGUUUAAGACCAUUGCGAGCGAAACAUUGUCGUGUUUGUAAUCGUUGCGUUUCAUAUUUUGACCAUCACUGUCCCUUUAUAUACAAUUGUGUAGGGUUACGCAAUAGAAUGUGGUUCUUCCUAUUUGUUCUUUCAAUAGCAAUUAAUUGUUCGUUUACAAUAUAUUUCGCAUGCUAUUGUGUUAUGAUUGAAGGAUUUACAUUAUUAUACGUCCUUGGACUGCUUGAAGCAUUCAUUUUUUGUGGCUUAGGUUGGAUAUUAACAUGUACAUCUGUUCUUCAUGCCUGUAUGAAUUUAACAACUAACGAAAUGUUCAAUUACAAACGUUAUCCGUACUUAAGAGAUAAACGAGGACGCUAUCAAAAUCCAUUUUCAAGGGGACCCAUUUUAAAUUUAUUUGAAUUUUUUGUAUGUUUGCCGGAUCGCGGAGAUGACAACGAUUUAUUAUUAGAUGAUCAUCUUUGAAAGUCGGAGAAAAUUAGGAAUAAUUAACUAAUUAUUAAAUAAUUUUCUAAUUUUAUAAAUGAAUCACUACAUUUUACUUUAAGCUUAAGAUCUUUUUGUUUUUACGAAAAAUUGUACUUAAUUUGUUUAACAGAAUUUUAAAUGCACAAUCCAUGCACAUUGUAUCAAUUUAAAAUUGUCGUUGCCUGUAAUAUGCAAAGUGUCGUUAAAUAUAGUUUAAUACUAAGGCUUGUUAAUUGUAAAACGCCAAUUUUUUAUUAAAUAGUUCAGUAAAUUAUAGCUUAAA